Molecule: messenger RNA, 888 nt
Organism: Zonotrichia leucophrys gambelii
Lineage: Eukaryota; Metazoa; Chordata; Aves; Passeriformes; Passerellidae
Gene: PAGR1
Product: PAXIP1 associated glutamate rich protein 1
Exons: 4
Coding region: 112-864 (250 amino acids)
Biological process (GO): positive regulation of cell cycle G1/S phase transition; positive regulation of intracellular estrogen receptor signaling pathway
Cellular component (GO): MLL3/4 complex
Molecular function (GO): nuclear estrogen receptor binding
Source: RefSeq, a predicted model, not a curated record
CGCCAUCGUUCAACCCCGAUUGGGCGGUGCCGCUGCCACUCCCACCUCCCCUCUCCGCUGAUUGGCCGACAGCGAUAAAGCUCCGCCUUGCUUCCUGUUUGGCUGCGGGGGAUGAUGGGAGGUGUAGUUCUUUUGCUUGCGCAUGCGCAGUGGCGUGAGGGGGGACGGAAAAACGCGACUAAAAAAUGGCGGGAGCGGGGCCAAGAUGGCGGCGGGGAGCUGAGUGAGGGCUCGGGCUCGGCCCCGCCGCUCCGGAACCCCCCGGAGGCGCUGGGGGAAGGCCGGGAUUCGCCGCCCCCGGAUCCCCCCAAAGCCCCCAAUGAACCUGAACCUGAACCUGAUGAUGAAGCUGAGGAUGAGGAUGAGGAUGAGGAGUGGGCGGUGCCCUGGAGCGAGGAGGAGGAGCAGGAGGAAGGAGCCGAGGGUUGGACCCCGCGGCCUCAGGAGAUCCUGGAGCUCUUCGAGGGCAUCGCCCGCGCCGGGACCCUCCCGCUCCGGAACGUUCCAUUCCCGCGGCGCCAGCCCACGCCCGAGCCCCCCGCCCUGCCCGAGGAUGGAGGGGACGCCCCCGGCAGCCCCGGCCAUGAGAAUGAGGAGGAAAAGCCUCCUCCCCCCACGGAAUUCGAUUUUGACGACGAACCCGCCCCCCCCAACCCCGCCCUCAUCGACCGGCGCCGAACCCCAGGCCCCCCGAGCCGCGGGCAGAAGCGCGAGGCGCGCCUGGACAAGGUGCUGCAGGACAUGAAGCGCCACAAGAAACUGGAGGAGCAAAUCCUGAGAACCGGCCGGGACCUCUUCCCCCCCGAGGGCCCCCAGAGCCCCAAGCGGCCCCCGGGGCUCUUCCUCAGGACCAGGAAAUACUGAAAAAUAUUAAAUAUAUUAAAAUAU